This is a messenger RNA of Sander lucioperca (pikeperch), 6546 nucleotides long. RefSeq names its product beta-1,4-mannosyl-glycoprotein 4-beta-N-acetylglucosaminyltransferase b (gene mgat3b). The record is from RefSeq and is a predicted model, not a curated record. Gene Ontology annotation, cellular component: membrane. Gene Ontology annotation, biological process: N-acetylglucosamine metabolic process; protein N-linked glycosylation. The transcript has 7 exons. Lineage: Eukaryota; Metazoa; Chordata; Actinopteri; Perciformes; Percidae. Gene Ontology annotation, molecular function: beta-1,4-mannosylglycoprotein 4-beta-N-acetylglucosaminyltransferase activity. Bases 942 to 2900 code for a protein of 652 amino acids.
CCUUCACUUGCCCCCAAAAAACACACUCGUAUAUCCACCACCUCCUCCUCCUCCUUGCAUGUCUGAUCGAAAGGGAGAGAGGGAAGCUGAUGAAGAAGUAAACGAGAAUAGGGCAGCAGCAGGGAGGGGGGUCUUAUUUUCUUAUGAGCGGAAAAGGCGUCACACCGGGCGCAGAGCGCAGCGCGGAGGACGUAAGAGAGGGAGACGCAUCACGGCGAGGGAGAUAGAAACAGACAGAGGGAGGAGGCGACAGCGGAUCGUAAACACGACAGAAAACGGCGAGUAGGCUAGGACGGGCAGAAAGCGGCGAUCACCCUCUCCACCGCCGACCCCCGUGUCCCUCCUCAUAUCUCCAUCCCUUUUCUGCGCCGUUUGACUCAUCCCUUCGCGCACUCAAAGCAGCCCGGAUUUUUUUUCUUCUUGAUUUUAAUCUUUUUUUUCUGGACAAACCUCUGCUCGGUCUAUCGUAGAAUUAAAAAAAAAAAAAAAAAAAAAACCCGAGGCAAGUGAGGAGGCUGUGCCAUACGAUACGACCGACGGGAUCCACUGUAGGUCCUGCUCGGGACGGUCAUCGGCACUACCAAUUCGGUGGAUAAAACCGGAGGUGGUGGGGGGGGUAUGGAGGGGUAGAUGACUGUCGAGUAACCCGGCUGAAGCACACCGAAAGAGAGAGAUAGAGAGAGAGAGAGAGAGAGAGAGAGAGAGAGAGACCCCGGCCCCCGGUUAUCACGGAGACUCCAGCAUCAUCAGUGCGAUGGCAUAGCGGCUUCUGCAGCAAAGCUACCAGACAGACUCAGAUCAGCAGGGCUCUCAUCCACCAUGAACCUCUGAAAGACAUCCGACACAGGCACAGAUGGGCAGCCUCGCAGGGGAGAGGAAGGUUGCAACAAUAGACUGGCAACGACUGGUGACAUGAGCACAUUGGAAUAAUUUCUACAAUCAUGUCUUGGCUUAGAGGUACCUGGGCCUCCAUGAAUCCACAGCAAGCACGAUGCCUGCGGUUGCUCUGUUUGAUGAAAAUGCGGCGGCACAGGGUGUUCUUGUUCUGCACAGUGGGCCUGUGCGUCAUCUCCUUCCUCCACUACUACAAGGCCCUCCACUACGUCUCCCUGCUGCGCGAGCUCUCCGCCCCGUACCCCAACAUCAAGUCCUUCAUCAUGGUCACUGGCUUCUUCUGGAGGGAGAAAGGUGCAGGCACCACCCCGCUAAGCCCCGCCUCCCCUGAAGAGGCCCCUCCCUUACCUGUUCUCCGUCCGUCAGACCCCAAAGCUAGAGCCGUGGUGGGCGCUGGGGAAGGUGGAGGGGGAGGAGGAGGAGGGAUGGGCCUGGGGAUUGGGGGAAUCGUGGUUGGAGGUGCUGGGAUUGUUGGCAACGCGGGCCUGGAGAUGAAUAUAAGAGGGGAACCAGCGCCCCCUCACCCUUGGGAGAAACAGGUGGAGCACCAGAGGGGAGACACUCUGAAUGAGGAGAGAGCUGAAGACCACUUGAAGCAGCGAAAUCCUAACCACCUAGCCCAUGCCGGGCCCAACCUCCCAGAGGUCCCAUUAGUGGGAAAAGAGCACCGGUACAUGUUGCACAAGAUUGUAUUGCCUGAUCCCUCAGAAAAAAUGGGUGACCUUCACACUGUCACUCACAAGCUUCAAGAUGACAAAACACCUUACUUUAUCCAAACCAAAGUUGGAGCUCGUUGUUUUAGGCAGGGGACUGAGGUGGCUACCCAAAAGGAGUACUCUGGGAAAUCAGGGGGGUCUGUGGCUAAUGGAAUAGGGAACGGUGCUCGAGCAGCUGGGCAAAGGAAACCUCUGGAGGUCCAGCAGCAGCCCUCCAUAGCUCCAAAAGCCAAGACCAAGGCCAGGGGCAACGGGAAGCGGCUGGUAAAGUGUGUAUGUCGGCCAGGAUGGCAUGGACCUUACUGUGGGGUUCCCACCAUGGUGUAUCACUCCAAUUUGCCCACCAAGGAGCGGCUGACGCCCAGAGACACCCCGCGGAGGGUGAUCAACGCCAUCAACGUUAACCACGAGUUUGACCUGCUGCAUGUACGCUUUCAUGAGCUUGCCCAAGCAGUUGAUCUUUUCCUCGUCUGUGAAUCCAACUUUACUGCCUAUGGAGAGAGACGACCUCUGAGUUUCCUGCGGCUCCUUCUCAAUGGUACGUACGACUACAUACGUCACAAGAUCCUGUACGUGUUCCUCGAUCACUUCCCAGAGGGCGGUCGGCAGGAUGGCUGGAUCGCCGAUGACUACUUGCGUACCUACCUGACACGCAAUGGCUUGUCCAGGGUGGUGGGCAUAAGAUCGGACGACGUCUUCGUCAUCAACGAUGCGGAUGAAAUCCCAGCACAUGAGGGCCUCCUUUUCCUCAAGCUGUUUGAUGGCUGGACGGAGCCUUUCGCCAUCCACAUGCGCAAGUCCCUGUAUGGUUUUUUCUGGAAGCAGUUUGGCUCUCUAGAGGUAGUAUCAGGCUGCACAUUGGGGAUGCUCCGCGACGUCUAUGAUGGCGACGGCAUCAAGCUCCGCCGACGCGAAUACUACACCAUGCCGGGUUUCCGCAAGUACGAGAACGACACAGGCCACAUCCUGGUGCAGUGGUCAGUGGGCAGCCCCUUCCACUUUGCCGGGUGGCACUGCUCCUGGUGCUUCACGCCCGAGGGGAUCUACUUCAAGCUGGUGUCAGCUCAGAACGGAGACUUCCCGCGGUGGGGUGACUAUGAGGACAAGCGUGACCUUAACUACAUCCGCGAUCUGAUCCGGACGGGGGGCUGGUUUGAUGGCUCACUGCAGGAAUACCCCCCUGUGGACCCCAAAGAGCACAUGUACGCCCCCAAGUACAUGCUGGAGCACUAUAAAAGGUACCACUACCUACUGGAGAACCCUUACAAUAAAAAAUUCCAGACUGAGUGAGGGUUAGAAGUUCAGCGAGGAAAAGAUCUGCGAAAUAACUAAUAGGACCCAAAUAUGGCCUCAGCAUUGGGUAUUGGGGGGCAGAACGGUGUUGAUGAACAACAUUUCUCAUUGGAGCGAUACUACAUGUAUCUCCAGGCAGCACUGAUGUUGCAGGGACUCAAAAUCUCUUAAAGUCAUUAUUUUGGGGUCAAAAAAGGGAACACUGACUCGCAUCCACCAUGGAUUUACGUCCAGAUCAUUGAGAGGUUACAAACACUGGAUAAACAAAAUCAUGCAUUUUCUCAUUCCUCCCUUUUUGGGGCAGGAGCGAAGCUAUCUCUCUUUUUGUCCCCCCCCCCCCCCCGCCCUGUCUUCUCUUUCUUGACCCGAGCCGAUUCGGCACAGCUGCCGUCUGAAAGAAAUGGACCACCGCAAAGUAAAGCGAGGGAUAUUUUUCUGUCUGUGUUUACGGACCGGCUGACGUUCCCACUUCACUCUCCCGCUUCGGAUGUCUUCCUGUCAUAUUUGGUGACCUCCUUCCAGAAACAGAUACACAUUCAGAUAUUACGUUAUUCUUGGGUCUUAGUAGAAAAGUAUGAAUCCCAUCAAACCCCGCUGGAUUACCCACUGCCAAAUCAAAAGGAAUGACUCGAUGGCGAUGCCUCAGCUCGUUCAUGUGCUCACACUCAUCCACAUGCACCUUAGACCUGUCUGUGUGAAAAAAAGUGUGUGUGUGUGUGUGUGUGGGUGUGUGUGUGUGUGUGUGUGUGUGUGUGUGUGUAAGCUCAUAAGCACUGUCUCAGCCUACUACUAGAAUAGACUUCCACUCCACCUGACAGAUCUUUUACCUCCUUCGAUGCCGUAAAGGGGAGUUAACACUGUGGCGGCCAUCUUGUUUGCUUUCUGUAACUGCUAUGUUGUGUUGAUGACAUCAUCUUUUUCUUGUGACCUUAACAGCAUCACAUAACCACUUAAAUUGAUGAGUUGCUUUUUUGUUUUGAAUAUGUUUUAUGUUGUUAUUUUUUGAGGGUUUUAUCAUAACUCAUUCCCAUAUCCUUCACAAAGGGCUCUACACAGAUAACUAGAGCACACAUAUACACAUAGGCCUUCCUACCUACAUCCAUACACACACACACACACACACAUACAUACACAUACACACACACACACACACACGCACACACACACACACACACACACAGUACAGCCUCUGUUUUCUACUGUGGUCUGAUUGUGGCCGUGUCCUCUGCUGGUAAAACAGUCAGACUACUGUAGCUGCUCUGUUUGUGCCCUCACUGUUAUGUGAUCGCUAUGAAGGCUCGCCAUUGUGUGUCCAAAAAACAUUUUUGUCGUCGCUCAGCCAUGCAGAACCGGUUCGGGCCAGAGCCCCGGCCUGAGAGGAACCCAGGAUGCAGAAAAUCAAUGGUCAUUUUUGCGCUCAUGUUAUAUUUAAUGUUCUGUGUCUGUCUCACAGCAAAACGGUGCUGGUUUGAUGCUUUUCUGUGUUGUUUCUCUUUUUUCUUUUAUCACUAAUAUCCUGUUUUUACUUCCUCCAAAUAGACAAAGAUGUUAAAAAAAAAAUAAUGAGAUGAAAAAAAAAGAGAUGAUGAUCUUUUUUGGAAAAAAUGGCUUUUUAUUUGAGUUGCAUGCUGAAAUGCAGAUAUUACUUUUGCCUGUAAAACUAUGAAUUGCACCUUAUUGGAGGGAUGUGGUUUUGUUUUUUAUGCGUAUAUAAAUAUAUAUAUAUGGGGGAUGUAUCUGUUUAUUUGUUUAUUUUUAAUUUUGUGUUGUAUCUUAAACAGGGUUAUGAUUUGGUAUGCUUAUUAAUGUCAUGUGUCAUCAUAAUUGAUUCAGUCUCUGGUGUUUGUUGUGGGACGGCUUCAUUAAGCAUCAGAAAAUAAGCCAGAGACUGGUGAACAUGCAAAAUGUCCAACAGAUUACCUAGAAUGGAUUGUGACACUGGUAAAAAAAUAAAUAAAAUUCUUUUUUUAAAAAAACUAUUUUUCCUAUAUAAAAUUUGGACUUCUGUGAGCACAGACCUCCAAAUUAAGGUUCAUAUUGGGUCACAAAUGUACAUUUUAUCCAAUUGUGAAAACCCAACACAAUGUAAUUCCAGGAAGUUUGAUGGAAAAAAAGGUAUUGACGAAACAGGUUUCCCUUGUUGGUCCAGAUAGAAACAUUCUGUAAUGAGUGUGACAUACCUGGCUAAUUGCUGCUGCUUAGUGGAGCCUUGUUUGCACACACACACACACACACACACUGGCCAGUCCUCACACAGUGACCACUAGGAGGCAUUCUGCUUGUCCUCUCACAUAUCACACAUAAACAAGCACUUCUUCAGCCUUCCGUCCAUCUUGUCCUCGAAAAAGGACAAAUGACUAACUAACAAAAGACACCAUGUUGCUUAUAUACACAUAUUUUCACACACACACACACAACAUUACGGCCUUGGCAGAUGAUUGGCACAAGGCAUGCUGCUGCCACCCGGUUUCAUGUCCCCGGGGCAGAUUGCUCUCUGCAGCCAAUUAACCAAGAGGGCCGGUCGCCAGUUCCAUAUCAAUCUAAUCCUCUCCACCCUCCCGCCACGUUGCCAGAUUUAACCCUCCACUCUUUCCACAGACUCUGUUGUGGUAAAAAAUACAGUUUACAACGUGAGAGAGAUAAUGAAAGUAGGUUAAAUGGUGUGUUUUUGUUAGAUAAAAUCAAACAAAGUGUAAGCGAGCGGGUUGCAACACUAUGUCUGUGUUUUUUUAGUUCAUCUAAAUGAAAUUUGAGGGAUAAGUAGACUGGUUAUGCCUGCUAUUAUGGUCCAUCAUUGUCUACCAAUGGAAACAUACUGUAACAUACAAAAACAUCCCUACCUUAGCUGACAAUGUUCUUAUGUAGCCUGCAAAACCACAAAGCAGUCGCUCCUUUCCAAGCAUUUCAAACAUGUUUGCAAAAGCUAUCAGAAGAGGAAAAAGCAAAGAAAUGAUUUUUAUACCUUUUUAUUUUUGACACAAUGGCUACACAUGAGCGUACCUUAUUACAUAUUGUGACAUUGUACAAUAACACAACCUGUAUCCCCUGCCUCCCUCUGUCCCCAUGCACUGAUAAGGAUUGUAUAUGGUUGCAUAGUUUAUUUUUUAUAUCAUUGUUAGGGCUUAAUUUUGUUUCCGGGGUCUUUUUUUAUUUUAUUUUUUUUGUGCUAUUAUGUUAAAAUGGUUUGAUGGGGCUCUGUAAUUGUGUGGGAGAGUGCAUAUGCACUGUAGCUUACUGAAUGUGUGUGUGAGUGAGAGAGGCAGAAGAGAAAAAAGAUUGGCUGUGUUGUCAGUGCACAUCAGCCCUUUGCCUGUGUUCAUCAUUGUGCCAGUGUGUUCAGGUGUUCCCUUGCCUCCACAUCCGUUCAUCCAAAUUGAGAGAGAGAGAGAACAGAAGAGGAGGAGGCAGAGGGCAUUUUCCCACAGGGGGAAAAAAAAACAUAAAUGAGAAAAGACACUUUUGAAAAAAGGAUAUUUUUCUCCUCUGCGGGGUCUCAAAGAAGAGUGUACAUUUCUAAGUUAAUUGAAAAUGACGAAUAAAAAAACUCAUUUGUUCUCUAUAUGAAUGGCUGUAUGUUAACCAUGAACAAAAAGUAAUGAGUUCUAUGACAAAGACGUAUAAUAAAUUAAUUUUAAAAUUUUAA